Messenger RNA from Gloeophyllum trabeum ATCC 11539, 966 nucleotides. RefSeq lists its product as uncharacterized. Bases 1 to 966 code for a protein of 321 amino acids. The record is from RefSeq and is a predicted model, not a curated record. NCBI's taxonomy places the organism in Eukaryota, Fungi, Basidiomycota, Agaricomycetes, Gloeophyllales, Gloeophyllaceae. The transcript is spliced from 2 exons.
AUGCAGACACGCGCGUAUGCAAGGGGAAGAAAACUUGUUUCAGGGAUCACUUUGCGGACACUGGAUGCCACCCGCCUCUUACCUGAAGAUUUCGUCUCACUGAGUGGGAAGAGUAUCGUUCAUAUGCGGGCCCUGGACGCUCCGCCGUCUGUGCCGGUGCACCAGCUCCAUUACUACAACUCUCGGCGCGAACGCAGUCAUGUCCCGUUCCCCGAGGGCACACAGGGAUUCCUGUACUGGCACACUGAGCCGAAUGCGCCCCCGUUCCUCUCCGAAAUCCGCUUUCGCGUCACAGCGUCCUCGGACCCGGCCGCGUUCUCUGACGGGUACGACCUCCAGCGACCCAACGGCAGGCUCUGGAGAAGGAUGCUCUUCGACAUUGCAAACUACGUCAAUCAUGCGCCCUUCCGCUUAGUCCUCCUGCGCGAUGGGCUCGUCACGCAGGAUUUGCUCGACAAUGUACUGGCGAGCGCAGAUAAUAACGGAAACCUCAGGCCCGACGACACUAGCCACUUGAUCUGGAGGCUCGGCCAGCCUUUCCCGGCAAGAGUCGAGACGGGGCUGACGCGCGUGUGGAUCUUGGGCAGCUCCGAGUAUCAUCUCUUUACAGUUCGAAACCUAUUUGGACGGUUGGUACGGCGUGAACGGCAUAAAGGCAGAUGCCUCCUCCAAUUCGAGCGCUCACCGCUUCCUGGGCACCAAGGCAAAAGAGUCGUUGUUAUGAGAAUUGCAAAGAUCCUCGAGCUGACCAGAGCUGAAGGUGCGACACUGGGCGAUGACAGAUCCUUGCCUAGGGAAGGUGAUCUGGCAUAUGUGCCCAGUCCCGGCGGCCCCAGCGAGGUAGUACCAUGGAUUCCGUGGUCGGUUGACAUCGACGACAGCAGGAAUCCGAAGAAGGAGACCUUCCGCGAAGCCUUCAGAGUACUCUUUGAUAACGAAGCCAAAUAUCCAGAUCCCACCCCGUAA